GAAGAAUCUCAAUUCAGUCUCGGUUUCUAUUCCAUCAGUCAUGGAUUUUUGCAAUUUUCCCCCUGAUUAUAAUUAUUUGAGUGUUGGAACUUCAGGAAAUUGUCAAGAAUUUCGUGUAAAAGAGAUAGUUGAUGAGAUUUCAGCAAAGGUUUGGCUUAAGUCCUACAGUUACCAGAGCAAAACCACGUGGCGCAAAGCAAAGACUUAUCCCAAAAGUGGGAAAAACAAUUUAUUCAAAGAAGAUUAUAAAUGUGUUCAUUGCACUGAUACAAGAUCAAAAGGAACAAGGAAGUCGAAGAACACAAAUUGCCCAAUAAAAUUGCAAAUCAAGGUAGAGAGAUAUGUCGAAAAGUCUACUAGCGCCAAGAAGGAUAAUACUCUAAUUAAAGAGUGGCCAACCUUAAUUACAAUUAGAGAUGACCACAAUCACACUGUAGGAAGUGCAGAAGAACUUAAAUACAGAGACUUAUCAGAGGAAACUAAAUUCAAAUUGUGCGAAUUAUUUAGAAUGGGCUAUGAACCAGCAGAAGCAUUACAUGUUCUGAAAACAAAUUUGCUUCUAGAACAUGGGGAUGAAUAUUAUGAAAAGGCAGUUGACAAUUUCUACGUACCAACAUACAAAGCGGUUCACAGACUCUUUGAAAGGGAAUUUCAUCAGGAGUAUGGGAAUUUUACUGAUGAAAAAACGUUCAAGUUUUUAGAAAAUCAAUUGAACAUUUACAGUGCAGAAUCCAGUGGAAAAGCCCCUUCUCAUCAGGUAGAGGAUUCCUGUGAUGUUCCUGUCAUCGAAGAUAGUAUAAGCGAAGAAAAUAUUUUUCUAUCUGACAGUUCAGCCAUACAAAGUAUCGACAUAGCUACCACCCCACAUUUAACUGAAACAGAGGAAGACGACUUCAAUGACUUAUUGAAUAGAAUGAAGGCAGGGAUCCGUGAAAACCUAUUUGCCUUUGUUCCAGCUGUUAAAAAAAUGAUUUCAAAUGCAAAGACAUUCGCAAAAACUGAAAGUGGGCUCCUAUCUGCAAUGCAUACUUUUGGAAUAUAUUCUGGACUGCAAUCACAAUCAAAGCUGCACAAAGUUUAGUUAGAAGGAGCCAUAAAACCAUGAGUAGUGUACAACCAACGGCAAUAGGUCGUAGAAAAUUAUGGCCCUACCAGG
Molecule: messenger RNA, 1156 nt
Organism: Uloborus diversus
Lineage: Eukaryota; Metazoa; Arthropoda; Arachnida; Araneae; Uloboridae
Exons: 3
Coding region: 41-1081 (346 amino acids)
Source: RefSeq, a predicted model, not a curated record